Molecule: messenger RNA, 795 nt
Organism: Humulus lupulus (European hop)
Lineage: Eukaryota; Viridiplantae; Streptophyta; Magnoliopsida; Rosales; Cannabaceae
Exons: 1
Coding region: 1-795 (264 amino acids)
Source: RefSeq, a predicted model, not a curated record
AUGCCCAACUAUGUGAAGUUUUUGAAAGAUAUUUUAACUAAAAAGAGGAGGCUUGGUGAAUUUGAAACAGUGGCGUUGACUGAAGGAUGUAGUGCUAUAUUGAAGAGUAAAAUUCCUCCUAAAUUGAAGGAUCCGGGCAGCUUCACAAUUCCUUGUUCUAUUGGUGGUAGAGAUGUUGGUAGAGCACUUUAUGACUUGUGGGCUAAUAUCAAUUUGAUGCCCAUGUCAAUUUUCAAGAAGUUGGGGAUUGGAGAAGCAAGACCAACCACAGUCACUUUGCAAUUAUCGGAUUGUUCUAUGGCACACCCGGAAGGAAAAAUUGAAGAUGUACUUGUGCAAGUUAAUAAAUUCAUUUUUCCAGCUGAUUUCAUCAUCCUUGAUUAUGAAGCUGAUAGAGAUGUUCCUAUUAUCUUGGGUAGGCCAUUCCUAGCUACCGAGAGGACCUUGAUUGAUGUACAAAAAGGGGAGCUUACUAUGAGGGUAAAUGACCAACAAGUGACUUUCAACGUGUUCAAUGCUAUGAAGUUUCCGGAUGAGGUUGAGGAAUGCACUAGGCUAAGUGUAAUUGAGUCUAUUGUCAUUGAAAAAUUCCAUAAGGAAGCUUGUAAAGAUGGAGUGGGAGUGAAGUCACUUGAAGAUCUUGAAAAAUUAAGUGAAGAGGAAGAAAGCCAAGUUACAUGGGUGGAGUCAAUGCAGCCCUUUGCUAAAUUGAGGAGGCCUUUUGAGUCAUUGAACUUGUCGGAAGGGAAUUUUAAGCCUCCUAAGCCUUCUAUUCAAGAGCCACCAAAAUUAUAG